UUUUUUUUUUUUGCCUUCGUGUGUUUAUAGUGCUGGUCGGUUUGUUUGGGGUGCCUGAACUGAGCUGUUUUCACUGAGUAAGCUUUUCGCGGUUUUCCCCCCUUUUCCCUUGACGCAGUAACUUAGUCUAGAAUAGUCGCCGCAUCUCUGUAGACUAGAGCGGGCUACUAAGUGUUGACCAAGUCGACACCGCUGCGCUGUCCUAGACUGUUACGUCUCCACCAGCGAGUUGACUACAAGGUCGGCAGCUGACGUGACGCGUGUCGUCGCCGGUCGACUGAAGCUAACCAAGUAGCCGGCGGGCUUGCCUUGCUUGCCGCUCGGCUUCCAGCGGAGGACCAGGCAGGCAGGCAGGCAGCAGCGGUGACUGCAGAGCUCCGCGGCUCGGUCUCUCGUACUGACUGACUCUGCGCUAGUAUGGAAGCAGGAGAUCGUUGCGAGGAAGCCGCCCUUUAAGUCGAGGAAACGGCACGGAAAAUCAUGGCAACGAGCGGCUUCACGGACCUCAGGGAGAAGCUGCAGUCCAUGGUCCCGCACAACAGGGACGCCCACAGCAAGCGGAGGGAGGGGAACAACAACAAGCGCAAGCACGACGCCUCCGAAGAGGAGCAGAGCGACCCGGAGGAGCUGCGCGAGACCGAGGAGGCGCGCAAAGUGCGCAGCGGCAUCACGCAGCUGAGCGUCUUCAGCGCCGACGAGUGCGCGCUCAUCGAGGCCAAGAUCGACGAGGUGGUGUCCCGGGCCGAGAAGGGGCUGUACCGGGAGCACACGGUGGACAGGGCGCCUCUGCGCAACAAGUACUUCUUCGGCGAGGGCUACACGUACGGCUCCCAGCUGGAGAAGCGCGGCCCCGGCCAGGAGCGCCUCUACUCCAAGGGCGAGGUGGACGACAUCCCCGACUGGGUGCACGAGCUCGUCAUCCGCAGGCUCGUGGCGCGCCGCGUGAUCCCCGCGGGCUUCGUCAACAGCGCGGUCAUCAACGACUACCGGCCCGGCGGGUGCAUCGUGUCCCACGUGGACCCCAUCCACAUCUUCGAGCGGCCCAUCGUGUCCGUGUCCUUCUUCAGCGACUCGGCGCUCUGCUUCGGCUGCAAGUUCCAGUUCAAGCCCAUCAGGGUGUCGGAGCCCGUGCUGCUGGUGCCCGUGCGCAGGGGGAGUGUCACCGUGCUCAGUGGUUACGCUGCGGACGAAAUCACCCACUGCAUACGACCACAGGAUAUUAAGGAGAGGAGAGCUGUGGUCAUCCUAAGAAGAACAAGGCCUGACGCUCCACGAUUGGAAACUAAUUCUCUGAACAAAGUGGUCCUCUCCGUCUCAUCUGAAAGACAGAAGAUACUGAAACCAAAACGAUCUCGCCGAAAGGCUGAUCCCGACGCAGCCCACAGACCACGCAUACUGGAGAUGGACAAAGAAGAGAAUCGGCGCUCCGUGAUCCCCCCCAGACGCAGACAGAGGAGUGGCUCCGGCUCUGAGCACUGGAGACGGUCCCACGAGGCCGCGGGCAGCUACAGCCAACCUGAUGACAGCUCCAGCUUUGUUAGGAAAGUUAAAAUGCGACGCCAUUGAAAGGGAACUGCAGCUCCGGACACCAGAAACCUUUGUUUGCAUGCAGGUUUGGAAGCGAUUAGGUCCUGUGUUAGAGACCAAGUGAUACACUGUUUUUCUUGGUCAUGCAUUUCAGCUUGGGUUUUUUUUUUUUUUUCCCUCCCCCCCCCCCCCCUCUUUUUGGUGGUUGGAAAUUCCACUUUUACAAUUCAAAUGAAAGCAAAGCUGUUUGUGCACCCAGUGUAUGAGUUUGAAGUUCAGCUAAUCCUAUAGGUGUUGCCAGCUCAUAUAACUACUCCUGUAGAAAAGUCUACAGGAGACAUAUGAUGCAGACAUCUAUGAAAUCCCUCCAUAGAUACUGCCUAGCAAAAACGUCUCAAACUGUAAAACUAUAUUGUAAGGUGAGGAAGUUCCUGCAUGGUUUUUUGUUGCAACCAGAACAUACGACUUUGUCAGGUGUU
Molecule: messenger RNA, 2006 nt
Organism: Scleropages formosus (Asian bonytongue)
Lineage: Eukaryota; Metazoa; Chordata; Actinopteri; Osteoglossiformes; Osteoglossidae
Gene: alkbh5
Product: alkB homolog 5, RNA demethylase
Exons: 5
Coding region: 481-1566 (361 amino acids)
Biological process (GO): mRNA export from nucleus; mRNA processing
Cellular component (GO): nucleus
Molecular function (GO): oxidative RNA demethylase activity
Source: RefSeq, a predicted model, not a curated record